Molecule: messenger RNA, 3255 nt
Organism: Chelonus insularis
Lineage: Eukaryota; Metazoa; Arthropoda; Insecta; Hymenoptera; Braconidae
Product: rhotekin-2-like
Exons: 8
Coding region: 1101-2762 (553 amino acids)
Biological process (GO): actomyosin contractile ring assembly; septin ring organization; mitotic cytokinesis
Cellular component (GO): actomyosin contractile ring
Source: RefSeq, a predicted model, not a curated record
UUAUCAGUGUUCUUUCGAUCGUUGCCAAGUUUACGUGUUCAGUGACAUUUUACUUAAGACUACAUAAUUAAUAUUACCAUAAAUACCUUGUAAAUUUCAAUAUCACCCAACUUGGUCUCUUUUUGACUUUCUAAAGUUCACAUUAGUACAACAAGAUAAUAUAAUAAGUCUGAUCAAACUUUGGCUUCUCAUAACACUUGGUAAUUUUCAUCAUUGAACUAGAUCAACUUUAGUAAGUGAACUCUUUUAAAAAAACGGUUGAACAAACGGUUGACUAAGUAUUUGUUAAUCUAUUAAUAUAUGCAUGUUGAAAUUGUUUUCUUUGUGGUGACCGACUUUAACAGCUGAAUAAGUUGUAACGAGGUCUACCACGUGCUCGAGUAUUUAAUGCAGGGACAAGAGGACAUAAGUGUCAUUCCAUUUUCUCACUUUCACAAAACACUUGACAGAUACUUCUACUAACAUUCAGAAGCAGUCAUUAAAUAGCAUUAGAAAUAGUAAAAAAUUCAUUACUAACAAUUAGAUGAAUAUAUUAUAAUUGUAUUCUAGUAUCAAUGUAGGCUAAUCUUGACUAUGAUACUGACGACUUACGACAAAUCCAGUAAUUCAAUUUACAUGUUAGGAUCGAUAAGAGAGAAUAUUAGUGAGUAAAUACAGGUUGGUAGUUGCAGAUUUAAAUGAUUUAUAUCUAUCCUUGAAUAUAGUCAGUGAUCUGUAGAGCUCAAGAUUAAUUAAAUGGUUGAUUAAUUAAAAAAUAUCGAGCCAAGUUGGUUUAGGAAUGUGAACAGAAUGUAAAUCAUACUAUCAGCUAUCCUGAUAUCCGGUGGAUUGCAAAAGAAAGUCUUAACAAGAUGAUUAGUAUUCCAAGUCUGAACUAGGUUAACAGGGUUUUUAUUCCAAGUUUUAGAACAUCAGGAUCAGUUUGAGUUCACGAAUCUUAAAUGCAGCUGACGGGAGCAUAUGCUCUUGAUGAUUAAUCUAGUACUUAAAAUAGUUCAAACUGGAUAAUGUCGUUUUAAGAAGUGAAUUUGAUAAAAACUUGUUAAAACUUUGGUUGUUUAUUUGAUAAUUAUCGUUGUGACCUUCUGGUGAAUGUGAUCAUGUAUAAGAUACGGUUAUAUGUUGUUCCUGAACAAGAAGAAAGUACUGAAGAUGAUGAGUUAGAUGAUCUUAAUGUUUUACCAAUUAUGCAACGAAGAAAUUCAAGACGUCCUGGUGCCAUAAGAGUUAAUGUUAUUCAAAAAAAUCGAAAGUCGAGUUCUAUUACGGCUAAGAAGAAGAUUGUUAAAGUCACAGAUGAGAAUGAUGACACAAGAGGGAUUUCGGAUAAUAGUGAUCGUGAUGUUAAGUCGGCCAAGUUGAUUAUGCUUCGUAAGAAUAAAUUUAAUGGUUAUGAGGAAUAUGAUUUGGAACAGAAAAUUGAAGUGGAAAUCAAGAUGAGAGAAGGAUCUGCAAGGCUUUUAGCAGCAGCCCGUCAUCGAGCACAAAGUUUGGAAGCUGCUAGAGCUUUGCUGACAUCUAAUGAACGAAUGCUGGCAUACAUGGCUGAGCUUCAACGCAGAAAGAAAGAACCAAACAAUAAAUCAAGUGUCUCUGGUAGCACAGCCAAAGUUUCACUAUCGGAACUGAGAGUUCCUUUAAUGUGGAGAGAUUCAGAUCACUUUAAGAAUCGUGGGGAUUACCGUAGAUUUGCUGUAUUUUGUUUGGCACGAGUUGGGACCGAAAUACAUGAUACAGCUCUUCUUUGUCCUGUUGAUCGGGCACAUACAGACAUCACAUUCCCUGACAUUUUACUCUUUAAUCAUGUGCCAGCAGAUUUUGAAUUAACUCUCGAAAUCUACAGCCAUAUUUUACAAGAAGAUUUAAGUAUAGCAAGUACUCCUCGACGUAUUAAACGGACUAUUCAUUCGUCUAUUUCUAAAACUGUAGGGAAAAAACUUGCAGCUUCACUUAGAGACGAAUUAAAUUCUGGAAAGUUAGGCCCACAAUUUGAAUUGAUGGCAUCAGCAAAGCUAACUUUAAAUGAUACUGAUGAAAAUAUCCAUACUCAUGAUCUCGUCAUUAAUAAUUUAGAAAAUAAACAUCAUAUGCUGCCAUUGUUUGGCCACUUUUGCUGUCGACUAGCUGCCCAACUUGACUGCAUGACUAAAGAUGUUUAUACUGGAAACAUCAAUAUCAAUGGUGCCAAUUGUUGGGCUCGUCUCAGAAGUUUUAGUUUGAAAACUUGGGAGUCUCGUAAACUUGCAGAAGAUGAACAAAACCCUUCUCUUACUAUACCAAUAAAUCGAGAAACAUCGAUUCAAUUGCCAAAAUCAUCACCUACAGAGAUUCGAAUAUCAAAUAUCAUUGAGGGAUGUGAAAAAGUUGUAACAGUUAAGUUAGAGUCUAAUGAAGAAGCUCAGAAAUGGUUAAGACAUUUGACGUGUCAUGCUAAAGAUCAUUUAAGAUGGAAGCAUGCUGCAGAAUCUAUACAACAAGUACCUUACAUCGAGAGUGCCAGAAAUUCUUUCAUCAGUAACAAAAGACAAGGAUCUUUAUAUGACGAGACUCCAUUGAUAGAAUCAGUAAGACCAGAAUAUUCUUCGUCGAGACCAACAGUCCAAGAAAUCUUUGGCCUCACUCCCAGUACAAGUCUCAGUAGCUGCAAUUCAAAUAGUCCACCAAGCUUACGCUCUCGAUCAUUAAGCACCAGCGGUACAAGUAAAUUAAGUACAAGCACUCUCAAAUCACACUGGCCGUUCUCCAAUAAAAAUCAUGAUUAAAAAUGUUGAUCUGAUUAAAUUACUUAAAUCCCAGGUGUAUUUAGAAGAAGUCAUACACUUGAAUUUCGUGCAUAACAUUGUACUAUCAAGAUUUUGUUGGUGGUAUACAAAUCAAAUUAUGAUAGACUGAUUACUGCAGAGAUCAAUAAGAGAAAAAAAUCAUUAUAUAAACCAAGAGUCCUGUAAUUCAGUCAUCUUUACAUGCAUUUUGUGUUUUUUUUUGAGACUGAAUCUUGUAAUCCGCCUGUAGAAAGUAUAAUUAUAUUUUUUGUUGAACACUAUUGUCAAAAAUUUCUAUUGAUAAAUAGCUAUAAAUAUUUUCUUUUAUUCUUGCGGCAAUAAUAGAAUACAAGCAAUAUUACAAUAAUAUGAUUUUUCUAUAAAACCAAAUGCAAAAUAUCGUCGCUAUAUAAUUUUGUAAACCUUUAUAAAAGAAAAAUGAUCUUGAGAAAAAAGGUACGAUAUUUUUGUAUUCAUUUGAUACAAAAAUUCA